AUGCCCGCUGAGCCGAUCCCCAUCGCUUCGCAGGAGAACUCGCAGCAGUUCCCGUCUCUCUCUACGUCUCACCCCAUCUUUGGCAGGUGGUCGGCGUUCUCGCCCAAGUCGCCCUCGCAGACGACUGGCAUGAGCGCCGGAUCGCCUCCCAACGGCUCGUUCCACGACGACGAUGACAUCGGCGACCUUCGCAGCCACACGUGGGCUCACGCGGCCGCCCAGCGCGGCCAGCGUCGCGCCGCCAGCAUGUCCAUGAGCGCUGGCUCGAGCCUGCUCGGCUCCCAGCUGGGCAGUGGCAGCGUCGGCUCGCCACCCUCUGGCGGUCCGCUCAGCGACAAGGUCGCCCUCGGCCAGGGCGUCCUCCGCCGCCUCAGCUUCAGCAACGGCUUCGGUGCCGGGGGAAGGGAAUGCUGA
Molecule: messenger RNA, 414 nt
Organism: Trichosporon asahii var. asahii CBS 2479
Lineage: Eukaryota; Fungi; Basidiomycota; Tremellomycetes; Trichosporonales; Trichosporonaceae
Exons: 2
Coding region: 1-414 (137 amino acids)
Source: RefSeq, a predicted model, not a curated record